This is a messenger RNA of Rhopilema esculentum, 2659 nucleotides long. Lineage: Eukaryota; Metazoa; Cnidaria; Scyphozoa; Rhizostomeae; Rhizostomatidae. The record is from RefSeq and is a predicted model, not a curated record.
AAUUGUGAUUAAAUAUGGAGAGUUGUUGAGUGAGGGGAAGAGUCAAUAAAUAUCAUUUUUUUAACUUGGAUUUCACAAUGGAUGAGGUCGAGAGAAUAUCAACUAUUGACUUUGAAGACUCAGUGAACGUGCAGAUUAACCACCCCUCAUCAAGUGAGAGCAAGGAGACUCCCCAAAAAUGCGAGGCAAAACAAGAGAUAACUUCCUCCUCGUGUCCUGUUGAAGGCGUAACUGUAUUUCUUGACAGGGCAGAAGUCAGAAGGUUAAUAAAAGCAAGCCUUGUUGUUGGUGAAAAUGAAGUCCUCGUCACGGGACUGCCGUCAUGCAUGGACGAGGACUCGAUUAGAGUUCAAUGCUUGGGGGAAGCAAAGAUAUUGGAAGUUUCACAUUUGAGCAAGAAGUUGUACAUUACAGAGUUAAAGGAUCCAAACCCAGAAGAAACCAAAUCUGAAACCCAAAUUUUGAAGGAGACUAGAAUUGAUACCAAGAAUAAGAUUAAAAAAAUUCAAGAUAGAAUCCAAUUGUUGGAAAAAGAGAAAGCCUUCUUGAACAGUUAUGGUGAAAGACUUGGACCAGUUGCUAAUGUCAGUGAUAAACUGGUAGAAUCAUUUGACAAGAAGAGCCUCGAAAAUGUUGCUGCUUUUAUUGGCUUCUACCAUACUCAAGGGAAAAAACUGAGUGAUGAAUUAUUUGAUGACACAAAUGAAUUGAAUGGUUUAGAACUAAAGCUCAAGCAAAUUGAUGAGCGCCUGGAAGAACUGGAAUCGCUUUGGGGCUCUAGCUCACAUGCAUAUUAUGAUAAACGAGUUUCAAUUUUACUUGAAGCACAACAAGAAACAGAGUUGCCUCUAGUCGUUUCAUAUGUUGUUACUGGUGCAUCAUGGAGUCCUCUCUAUGAUAUCAGAGCAUUUAGUAAAGAUAAUUCACUGCAGUUGUUAUAUUUUGGGGUUAUCAAACAGACAACAGGGGAAGACUGGCCUGAUGCUAAACUGUCACUGAGCACAGCACUCCCAAGUGUCGGUGGAGCACCACCAGAGCUGGAAACACUCCAUAUUCAUACUAUUGGAAAACUGCACCGUAGACCCAAGAAAAGAUAUGGUAGCAAACUGGAAAGAGGAUCACUGGUGGAAUCAGGCUUGGUAAAUGAUUUGGAGCCGUGUUUUGGUCUAAUGUCAGAUGAUCAGUCUAACAGGUCAUUUGCAUUGAAUCAAUAUAUCCCGACAGACGUCAAAGAAGGAAUAACAAGUGCAACGUUCAGCAUUCCUCGAAAAUCUACAAUCAAAAGUGAUGACACUGAGCACAACGUAGCAAUUUGUCAAAUCGACUUAAAGCCGAAUUUUGACUACGAUUCUGCACCUAAGUUGGUGGCACAUGCCUUUUUGCAUGCAAAAGUAAAAAAUGAAUCAAACUAUGCUUUGCUUGAAGGGCCUGCCAAAGUAUUUUUGGAUAACAACUUUCUCACAAAGACACACAUGGAUGCUGUCAGCCCCUCGGAGGAAUUUGAACUUUCUUUGGGUGUUGACCCUGCCAUUAAAGUUACCUACAAGCCAUUGAGAAAAUUUAUGCAAAGAACUGGAGUUGUGUCUAAAUCAACACAAACUGACUAUCAUCAACAGAUCUCUGUCAAGAAUACCAAGACAACAACUAUCAAAAUUAAAAUCAGGGAUCAAUUGCCCAAAAGCAGUGAAGAUAAACUCAAGGUUAUCCUGAAAGAGCCAGCUAUUCCUUCACUAAAGCAGAAAGGUAGUGCUGGGGAAGAGCAGCCAGUCAAACUAACAGAUAAAAAUCACAUUGAAUGGAAUUUGGAAAUAAAACCUUCAGAAACUAAAGAGCUGAACAUGAAGUAUACUGUUGAGCACCCUGCAGACAUUGCUAUUUCUGGAUUAUAAAGCGAAACGAGCUGCUGACUACUACCGUGAUAUUUUAAUGCAAAUUGACAAAUCUUACGUAAUCAGCAAUAAAUGAAACACGUGCCUUUUUCUUUAUCCUGUUUAUUUAUGCUUCUUUACUUAUUUUGCUUUUCCGCCAUAACGUAAAAUGUUCCUGCUCGUAAGAGAGAUGAUAGUUUUACAACAAUGUCACUUCAAUAACAUGCCCCUUUGGAUGAUGAUGGAGACAUACCUCUCGUAGUAUUGCUCAAGUGAAGGAAGGGGUGACGAACCAAACCUAUAAUUAGGGGGUGAUCUGUGUGACAAUCAGAUAAAUAUCUCAUUAUCAACAAAUCGUGAUGUAGAUUACUUCAUGUUUCCUUCUUCCCAAGGGAGUCAUGUCCUGUUGUCUAAACAAGCAGAAAUACGUCUGUACACUUCAUAAUUAUUCAUAUUUAAGUAUGCUUAGUGAAAUUUGAAUCCUUUAUUAUUAACCAUACACAACAUAAUUAGGUAUUUAAUUUGUUUGUAAUCGUUUCUAGUGCAUUCAUUCGCAAUAUUUUGCUUGAUCUAUUAAGACUAUUUGUAUUUCAAACAUCACCUUCCAGUACUUCAUGUAUUUUUGUAAUCGAAUGACAAAUCAGACAUCACUGAUUUUACUCUUCAUUCUUAGAAUUUAAGUUUUAGAAUUUAAAUUUAGAUACUGUCUAGCAUUCGUAUUAUAGAAGACUCCCUUAGCUUAAAAUUUUUCAUUCUUUUCUGAUACACAUAAUAGCAAGAGCAUAGCAGAG